AUGAGUUAUGCAAAGACACAGCGCUUUCCUGACGGCCGGAGCAACGUAAUUCGCGACCUUGUCCGGGCCCAGGUUCCAGGCUUGCGCGGGGCGGUGUCUCUGCCCGAGCUCCGCGCGGCCGCAGGUGAGUCCUGCGCGCGCCCCGCUCUCGCGCCUGCGGGAGGGGCUGGAGCGGAGGCGGAGGACGGGCCGGGGGUGGCGGUGGGGGACGGAGAUCCGGGCCCGACUGCAGAUUCCUCCGGGGGGAGCCGCAUUUCCAGCCACGUCCGCAGCCCUGCCCUCGCGCGCCGAGCCGUUCCCGGCCGUGCCGCCUGGAGGCGCGGAGCCCGCCGGGCUCGCCCAGCCCUGCAGCUCCGGCCGGGGCGGAGGCCGCCGGACCGCGGAGAUGCGGGGCGGGGGCAGGGCGCGGGGAAACAGCAAGAGAUUGACUCCAAAGAUGCUAUUAUUUUGCAUCAGUUUGCAAGACCUAACAAUGGUGUCCCCAGUUUAUCUCCUUUCUGUUUGAAAAUGGAAACUUAUUUAAGGAUGGCUGACUUACCCUAUCAGAACUAUUUUGGUGGAAAGCUCUCUGCUCAAGGGAAAAUGCCUUGGAUUGAAUAUAAUCAUGAAAAAGUUUCUGGGACAGAAUUCAUAAUUGACUUUCUGGAAGAGAAACUUGGAGUGAAUUUAAACAAAAACCUUGGUCCUCAUGAAAGAGCCAUCUCCAGGGCAGUGACUAAGAUGGUGGAGGAGCAUUUCUAUUGGACCUUAGCUUAUUGCCAGUGGGUGGACAAUCUCAAUGAGACCCGGAAGAUGCUCUCUCUUAGUGGUGGCGGUCCCUUCAGUAACCUGCUGAGGUGGGUCGUGUGCCACAUAACGAAAGGAAUCGUGAAACGCGAGAUGCACGGCCACGGCAUUGGCCGCUUCUCAGAGGAAGAGAUUUACAUGCUGAUGGAGAAGGACAUGCGGUCUUUAGCAGGGCUUCUGGGUGACAAGAAGUACAUCAUGGGGCCCAAGCUUUCCACUCUAGACGCCACCGUCUUUGGACACUUGGCACAGGCAAUGUGGACCUUACCCGGGACGAGACCUGAGCGGCUGAUAAAAGGUGAGCUGAUCAAUCUUGCCAUGUACUGUGAGAGGAUAAGGAGGAAAUUCUGGCCUGAGUGGCACCAUGAUGAUGACAACACCAUCUAUGAGUCUGAGGAGAGCUGUGAAGGCAGCAAAACGCAUACGCCCCUGCUGGAUUUCAGCUCUUACUCAAGGACAGAGACCUUUGAAGAUGAGGGAGCAGAGAACAGUUUCUCCAGAACCCCAGACACGGAUUUCACUGGACACUCGCUCUUUGAUUCUGAUGUGGACUUGGAUGACUACACAGACCAUGAACAGUGCAAGUGACAUUCAGCCCUGCUGACCCUCCUCUGUUGGAGCUGCCAUUCCCUGGGGUCAGUCCAGUUUCCCAGGUAGAAAUCCAUCCGAGCUGGGAGGAGAUCUUCGUGCUUGGCACAGUUCUCACAAGCUAACUGGACUAGAGCAGCCUUAUUUCUUUUUUGUACAAACAAGACACAGAACCAUUCCGAUGGCUCCGUUUAAAACAAACCGGCAAAAAAAAAAGUCAGCAUGGUUCCUGAAAUCCACUUUUGUUUUCAUUAGAAAACUAAGAUUGUGUGGUAGAGCAGGUGCAAGAGCAGGUUGUCCACAGAUGGUGUGUACAUCGAUCCGCUGCAACCCGAGGGCUGAGGUGCAAGAUGGAUUCUUGAACAUCCUUCAUCCAGCAGGGUUCAAAGUCAGGAGAGAUGUCAUCAGAAGGAAUGUAGGAGAUAAAUGUUCUGUGGUGGCUGCUUGUAUUUCCUGUGUGUAUAUUGUAUGUUGAGAUAUAAGUCAAAUAAAAUCCAUAGAUAUUCA
This is a messenger RNA of Mesoplodon densirostris (Blainville's beaked whale), 1881 nucleotides long. It is a transcript of the gene FAXC, whose product is annotated as failed axon connections homolog, metaxin like GST domain containing. Bases 1 to 1374 code for a protein of 457 amino acids. The record is from RefSeq and is a predicted model, not a curated record. Gene Ontology annotation, cellular component: cytoplasm. The transcript has 6 exons. Lineage: Eukaryota; Metazoa; Chordata; Mammalia; Artiodactyla; Ziphiidae.